Molecule: messenger RNA, 1644 nt
Organism: Exophiala dermatitidis NIH/UT8656
Lineage: Eukaryota; Fungi; Ascomycota; Eurotiomycetes; Chaetothyriales; Herpotrichiellaceae
Exons: 1
Coding region: 1-1644 (547 amino acids)
Biological process (GO): DNA-templated transcription; response to xenobiotic stimulus; regulation of DNA-templated transcription
Molecular function (GO): DNA-binding transcription factor activity, RNA polymerase II-specific; zinc ion binding; DNA binding
Source: RefSeq, a predicted model, not a curated record
AUGCCAUCUCCAGGAUUUCGCCGCAGAGCGAAGCAGGCUUGCGAGACGUGCAAGCUGCGGAAACGGCGAUGCGACGGUCACGAACCCUGUUCGUUCUGCCUUCGCUACGAGUAUCACUGCUCGUUCAAGCCGCCCGCUCCGAGGAAACCUGCAGGGCGGAAUGCCGGCGGAACGUCCAGGCGCCCCAGCGAGGAGCUCGCUGAGUCAAGCGAGAUGGCCAACGGUAGAACGACGAGCGUGGAUCAGGAAAAGAUGGAGGCCAACUCAGGCACCGCCUUCCCUCAUCUGCUGGGCAUGAGACUGAAUCCCCAGAGCGCCCCGAAAGUACAUGGCUUCAGCUGGAAUCUAGGCCCGCGAGACGAGCCCGCGCAGGCAUUUACCAACAUCACUACCAUGAUUUCAGCGCGAGAGAUGGAAGAUCUUGUGACGCAUUAUUUGAAGAAGAUACAUCCCCUUUACGCCAUUCUCGAUCCCGACACCUUGCAUCAGAAAGUCGUGGAGCGGUGGGAAGUCGUGCACGCCAUCGACAGCUACGAUCCGGUUCUUUGCAUGGUCGCCGCGCUGGGAUCGCUGUUUUCGGGGCACAACGCCCAUCCGAACGAGAACGCCAUGGUCCAGUGCGCAAAGGAGAUGCUAGAGACGACCUGCAUCCGAAAAGAAGCCCUCCUGCACCAUGCCACGGCCUGGCUCUUGCGGACAUUGUACCUCCGCAGCACCAACUCCCCCCACGCCUCCUGGAUGGCGAGCUGCUCCACUAUGCAUAUGAUCGAGGCGACCGGAGCCCAUCAGGACCCCGAUCUGGUCUCCUUGGUGUACUCCGACACCGCCCACGUCUCCGUCGGCGAAGAGAGCCACCGAAGGCUGUUUUGGGUCGCUACAGUGUUGAAUUCGUGGAUUUCCUACGAGUACGGCCGGUCACGGGUGUUACUCCGCGGUGUUUCCUGCAAGACGCCGCUUCCGCGACCUGGCGACUUCACGUCGGAGUUGAUUGCGCUCUACCAGAUCUCCGAGCGGCUGGAUCCUGAUCAACCGAACAGAGCAUCCGACCUUGAGGAUGCUUUGACCCGCCUGGAGCGGCUCACGCUUUCCCAUGAUGCGCUGGUUUUGUCGCAGAGCAACGUGGCGCUAACCAUCUACCGCCGCUUACGGGUCGCUUCUCCGAACAUCUCGAGCGACAUCCUCACUCGCAUCAUCCGGCUGGGUAACGAUGGCCUUGAUGCUGCGGUGCGAAUAGCGAUGGAGCGCUGUCCGUGGUGGCAUGUCGCCAACGUCCCUUUCCAAUUUAUCUGCAUCUUGCUCGCCAUGGACUCUCGGGAGUCUUUAUCACAAGUCGGGCCUGCCCUUCGCUCGUUCCGCGCCAUCGCCCGAUACUUCAGCACGUCGAUGCUGCACACAGCACUCGAAACGAUCGAAUCUUUAGUCCGAUUGUCGCAAAACAAGAAAGAGCGAGACCUGGCGCUGUUGAGGGAGAGUAUGCAAGCCGAUGCUUCCGGGUCGCUCGAGCAUAUGCCGCUCACGGCACCACCCUUCAGCGCUGCCUCGUGGACAGGAACGACGUCCGACAUCGCGUCGCUAGGAAAUUUCGACUGGGACUGGACCGCGUUUCUGGAGAAUCAAGGUCCUCUCUUUGACGAAGGUGCAUAA